CCUCCAGUCACAUUAGCAAUGCCUCGAAUCUCAGACAUGUCCGUGGACCGCUUCCCCGAAGUCCCUGACUUUGUUACACAUUACAUUCGAGACCAAAAUCUUGCCGAUGACGAUGGGAUUCAAGGUCGAACGUUGAUCCGAGUGUGCCUCGAGGAGUUUUGCGACGAAGCGGUCUUGCGAGACACGGUAUUAAUGAAGAGUGCUAAGAAGGACAUAGUAGCAUCAAUUAGGCGUAUGAUUUCAGAUGGCGUUGUGUGCUUGCUACACCAGGAGGACAAACCCAUUUUCAGACUACCAAGGGAAGAAUUGGCUGCUGAAGAUGUAACCACAAUUGUUGUGGAGCAGAGAGACCGGGACGCCGAAGAAGCAGAGACAAGUCUGCUAGAAGAAGACCCACCAGUUGGCGAGAUUGAUGUAGAUAGACAUGCGGCGGGGUACACCGAGAUGAUACGAGGGGCUAGGCCGAUGAUUGAACCUCCAGCAGAAGAAGACAUAAGCACUCCUAGCAGAAAGCGUCGCCGGGUAGAAAUUGCUGCUAGCGAUUCUAGCAGUUGGAAUUCCAUUUCCCUCAGUCCUAUUCGGCAUUCGAAUUCAACACCUCGACGAAGACCUCAGCCCCCUGCCAGCCCACUGUCGGGCUCUCGCAGACGUUCUGCGCCGAUGCAAUACUUCUCUCUAGUAAAAGCCAGAGAUACGAGAGACUAUCAGGCAGAGGAACGAUUGCGGCAGACUUUAUUCAAGCGGGAGAAGAAAGACACAUCUCCGCCGUGGCUUUUACAAGGUCUUGAAGGACUUCGUUCUAGAUACGCCGAUGAUACAUUUGAAGCUGAGAAUGGGAUGAUUAAGUGUUCGGACUGUGGCCGAGAUUUCAAGCCUGCAAAUAAUGGUGUCAGCAAUUUCGAAACCCAUCUAAGAUCCAAGGGACAUCGAGCACUUGUCGCAAAGAGAAUAGAAUGUGGACUGACCUACCAACAGUCUCUACGUACGAAGAAAUUUGAUAUAGAUUACAGCGAGCAACAGAUCCCGUAUAUGGUGUUUGCUCAGAAGAGCCAGCAGACCCUGGCCGAUCUACGGACCAAAUACUUCACUGCCAUCGAAGGUGAUACACACACGCAAUCCAUCAGGUUAAGUUUUCUGGAAAGAAGGCUUGUGGAAGCGGACGAGAGGAAUGUCAAGCAGCGUGAGCACUUUGAGAAAGUUGUGGAAACAUCCGAAAGAAGUAGUAAGGAUACAAAGGACAAGUUUAAUCUGUUAUCGGAGGUUUUGAAGUCGACAGAAACAAAAUGCGAAACCAAGAUCCGUGACGUUACAGACCGACUCGAUUCAUCCGAAUCAAAGAAUGCCGAGCUGCUGAAAAGCAUGAAACAGCAAAUAGUCGCUUUCCAAGAUUCGUGCGAGAAGAAACUCGACGAGACGAAUACAAGAAUUGCGAAGAACCUUCAUAAUCUCAUCAAAUCAGAGCUUGUGUCGAGGACAAAGUUGGAGCAACUUGCGAGCCAAAUAUCUCAAUUAUUUGAGAUAAACAAGAGUCAAGACGAAGAAAUUGCCAAGCUCCGAUCUCAAGCCGAAGAACAAAAGAACGUUGUUCAGAACCUUCACUCGCAAUUGGAAGAAGCAAAGAAGAUUCAAGAAGAGAAUAUGCAGCGGCAAUGCGACAGUGACCAGAGCUUCCGGAAGACGAUCACGGACCAGAUGGAGGCACAUCUUCAACACACAGAGCGUUGCAGUAAGAAACUUGCCGCAGAAAAUCAAGCCGGAAUGAAGUCCAUGGAGCGAUUUAUGUCUGACCGCAUCAAAUCGACUGAAGCGCAGUGUUCUAAGAAAUUCCGGUCCUUAGAGAAGAAGAAUACGGAGCAAAGUUCCAAGAUCGAGCGUUUUGAGCAUGUCAUUCCGGUCAUACUUGAUGAUGCUCAGAAUAUGAGAGAAUAUAUGGAAGAGCUCGGCAACAACAUUGCAGCUGAAACCGACGCUGCCCAAUCCUCAUCAGAUGAGGUUCGACGAGAUGGUAGGAAGACGUCGCUCGCGCCUUGAAUACGAUUCUGUUGGAUAUUGCCGUUUCUGCUAUGUAUGAUUCUACUUUGAGCGAGGUGUUUAGGGUAAGGAUUUGGAUAUAGUUUUGAUGAAUCAUUCGAACGUACAGCAUGUCAAAGAGGAUGACCUGAUGAUUUUUCUGAAUGGAGUCUUGGACAACCAUCCACAUUUGAUCCCACGAACCAAUCAC
Mollisia scopiformis is the source of this 2221-nucleotide messenger RNA. RefSeq lists its product as uncharacterized. Lineage: Eukaryota; Fungi; Ascomycota; Leotiomycetes; Helotiales; Mollisiaceae. Bases 19 to 2031 code for a protein of 670 amino acids. The transcript has 2 exons. The record is from RefSeq and is a predicted model, not a curated record.